This is a messenger RNA of Aethina tumida (small hive beetle), 1164 nucleotides long. RefSeq lists its product as uncharacterized. The record is from RefSeq and is a predicted model, not a curated record. Lineage: Eukaryota; Metazoa; Arthropoda; Insecta; Coleoptera; Nitidulidae. The transcript has 6 exons. The coding region runs from base 105 to 1136 and encodes 343 amino acids.
AUUGUCAACUUCAAAUAAAAAUGUCAUGUUUGUUAUGAAUAAAAAUUACAGUAAACCCAUUAAGUAAAAAUAUGAAGAUAUAAUUUCGAAAGGCCAUCUCCAGUAUGUCCAGUCGUAUGGAAGAGAAAGUAACAAAUGUAGUAAAUUAUGGUUUAAAAAAUAAAGGGUGUCGAAGUAAUGCGGGAUGUGAAUUUGAUGGUGUUAAUUCAGGAUCUUUGAUGUCGAUUUGUGAAGUUGCUAGCUUGGAUCUCCUCGUAAACACCGAUUCGGACAUAAACGCAAAAGUAAAAAUUCUAGAGUCGAAAUGUAAGGAAUUCGCAAGGAACAACGCCUCGUUGUCGCAAGAACUUUUGCAGCAAAGAACGUUAAUCAACAAGCUUCAGUCGAAAGUCCUUUUCGUCAAAGAAAAUCAGGACGUAUUCACCCGGGUAAAAGAAGCAUAUAUGAACUUAAAGUACAAUGAGUCCACCGGACGAAAAUUGGUACUGGUUCACGAGAAAGAAUCCCAAACAAAUGAUGAUUUUUCAUGCAACUCUUGUGUGCAAACUGUAAAGAUCAGAAACGAAUUAAAUAAAAAAAUUCAAGAAUUUCAAGGGGCUCAAAUUAUUCCAAGAGAAUUAAUUGAUAAGGUCACGCGUUUGAUUGAAUACAUAAAAGGCGAAGCCGAAAGACGAAACAAGCAAUAUCAAUUGAAUGAAAGAAGGGAAUGGAUAUUUAAAAAAAUUGUAAAGAACCUGGAAAACCAAAACGAUGACUUGAAACGUCUACUACAGAGCAAACAAGAGAGUUUUCAUUCUUCUAAACAAGAAGAGGAGAUACUUAAACAAGAAGUUUUUACUCUAAAAGAUAUUAUUAUAAAACUAGAAACUGAAAUAAGGGAGUUGAGUGUGCGACAAUCAAUUAAUUCAGAGUAUGAAGCCGCAACUCACCACUUGUCAAGACACGGAACUAAAAUUACACCCGAACUUAUAGCUAACAACCUAAGAUCAUACUCAAGAAAGUCGGUGAGGUCAAGAAGCAAGAGCAGAAGAAAGGUAUUUUAUGAAGAUGCAAAUCAUGCCAAGCAAUAUACUGAUAAUUUAGUUAAUAAUAUGGUGAAUUCCUUUGACAAUCGUUAUCACAUAUUGUAUAAAUGAAAAUAAACGUGUUUUGUGACACAGUCAA